UUUGUAUAUAAACUUGAAUACGCUUACAAGAGUUUUAACAAUUAUACAUUAUAAGAUUUAUAUUAAUUGUGUUAACGUUUUAAGAUUAUAUUAUUAGUUUAUUUUUAACGGUGUGAUGGAUUACGAUGAGGAGGAGGGUUGUGGCAUCCGCAACAUCUUCCGUUCUUUCGUUUGCGUGGCGCUGACGCUUUUACUGGGUCUGCACGUGUACUCGUACCUGUGGGGCUCGCAGGACACCAUUGAGGGAGACUUCGGAGAUAUAAAAUACAUGGUCAUGCAACUUACACAGGGCCUAUCUGAGAUGAAUCGUGAACACGAACGCAUCCGUAACGAGUUGGAGAGGAUGUCGUCAGCGCUGCCGGCUAUGACUGCGGCAUCGGGCCGCGUAAAGGACGCGUUGGAACCCACGCGCCGGCACGCGCGGCAAUUGAUGGAUAUGGGCGACUAUGACCGACAGAUAGCAGAUUUUGCCCUGGAGUCCGCUGGCGCCCGUAUACUUGAUACUGGAGAGACGCAGGAGUACAUGAUAUAUGAGUCCACUGUGGGGUGGGCGCUGCACGCGGUGAGCUCACUGCUCUGCCGCGAGUGCCCUGGCGCCUCCGCCAUCCUGCGCCCUGGCACGUUACCCGGCGAGUGUUGGGCCUUCCGCGGCUCCCGGGGCGAGGUCACCAUACGACUCGUGGGCUCAGUCCACAUUACCGGCAUCAGCAUUGAACAUAUACCGCCGCAUAUCUCGCCAACAAAAGAAAUAUCAUCGGCGCCACGUCUAUUCCAGCUCGAAGGUUUGUCGCACCGUGGCGAUCCACAUCCGCAUGACUUUGGCAGUUUUGAGUAUGACAAGGACGGUAAGCCUAUACAGUACUUCGAGGUGCAGCAACCGGCUGCCGCGGCCUACCUUAUCGUGAGACUCAAAGUGUUCUCUAACUGGGGACACUCGCUGUACACCUGUCUGUAUCGUGUCAGGAUACACGGGGAGCUGGCGCCGGGACAAGCGCCGCAGAAGACCAUUUCCGAAGAAGAAACGAUGCCUUUGCAUUAAGAAAUUUUGAUAAAUAUAUUUGUUAUAAGGUAUUAUAAGACUAGAGUAGUCGAACUUUAUCAGCACAACUAUGGAAUUAUUAAUUUGGACUUAAUUUUCUUUUCUUACAUUACUUCCAUAUCAGUCUGUAACAAAUUUGAAUACAAAUCUGUACCUGAGUUUGUUUAUUGUUGUUUGUUCUUUUAAUUUAUAAUUAUUUUUAAUUUUACGAAACUUGUAUCGAAGUCUUUUUUUAAAUUAUGAUUAUGGAUGAUAUUUUGUAUUGCGCUGUUUUAGUCACGCUUAUUUCUAUGUUGACAUUACAUUUUUAUUUUGGGGAAUCUUUUAUAAUCAUACUUGGAACGAUAGUAACACUUUGUUUUCAGAGUUUUAAAAUUUUGCCCAAAUUGUGGUUUCCCAUUCAACCGCCAUCAUUUAUAUCAUAAGGUGCAAUAUAUU
Molecule: messenger RNA, 1477 nt
Organism: Papilio xuthus (Asian swallowtail)
Lineage: Eukaryota; Metazoa; Arthropoda; Insecta; Lepidoptera; Papilionidae
Product: SUN domain-containing protein 3
Exons: 4
Coding region: 116-1039 (307 amino acids)
Cellular component (GO): nuclear envelope
Molecular function (GO): protein-membrane adaptor activity
Source: RefSeq, a predicted model, not a curated record